AUGCCUGGCGACAGAAAGGACGAGAUCUGUCAGAAGGCGCUGGAACUCCUCUCGGAUCUUUGCUCUAAGGGCGAAGUGCAGAAUGACAACUGUUUGGAUUUCAUUUAUUAUUUCCGUGAUCUGGCCAGACCGAGGUACUCCGACUCAGAUGUGUCGGUGAGCCUGCUGUCUCUGGUGGUGACGGCCUGCGGCCUAGCCCUGUUUGGGGUUUCCCUUUUUGUGUCCUGGAAGCUGUGUUGGGUCCCAUGGCGCGAGCGUGGCCUUUCGCCAUGCACCAAGGAUGGCCAGGCAGAACAGCAGCCCGUCUGCACAGAUAUGGAGACCGUCGACAAUGAGUGCAGUGAAGAUUGCGCCAAGGAGGUGGCCCCAGUGCCUGAGGCAGCCAUGAAGAUCAGCCAUACCUCACCAGACAUCCCUCUGGAGGCACAGUCCAAGGCCAAAGGGAACUGCGUCCACAAUGUUCGCAUGCAGCGGCAGAUUACCGAGCCCACCUCCUCGGUCCGGCACAAUUCCAUUCGGAGGCAAAUGAACCAGUCAAACCCAGACUUCAGUGUGGCGCAGUUCCAGAGACAAGAGUCCCUGAGUGGUCUGGGUCGUAUUAAGCCUGAGCUGUACAAGCAGCGCUCUGUGGAUGGUGAGGACACCCGACGGGGCGUCAACUGUGGCCGCCUUCAUUUCAUCCUCAAGUAUGACUGUGACCUGGAGCAGCUCAUCGUCAAGAUCCAUAAGGCAGAGGACCUUCCUGCCAAAGACUUCUCGGGAACCUCUGACCCCUAUGUGAAGAUUUACCUGCUCCCCGACCGCAAGACCAAGCAUCAGACCAAGGUACACCGCAAGACUCUGAACCCGGUGUUUGAUGAGGUCUUCCUGUUCCCCGUGGCCUACACCGAACUGCCCUCACGCAAGCUGCACUUCAGUGUCUACGACUUCGACAGAUUUUCCCGCCACGACGUCAUUGGCCAGGUGGUGGUAGACAACUUCUUGGACCUGGCCGACUUCCCCAGGGAGACAAAACUCUGCAGGGACAUCCAAUAUGUCAGUUCGGAUAAUGUUGACCUCGGAGAUCUCAUGUUCUCACUCUGCUACCUUCCCACUGCUGGAAGACUGACCAUCACUAUCAUUAAGGCAAGAAACCUGAAAGCUAUGGACAUCACCGGGGCAUCAGAUCCUUAUGUGAAAGUUUCUUUAAUGUGUGACGGGCGCAGAUUAAAGAAGAGAAAAACAUCUACGAAGAGAAACACAUUAAAUCCUGUCUAUAAUGAAGCCAUAGUUUUUGAUGUCCCUCCAGAAAACAUUGACCAAAUUAGCCUUUCAAUAGCUGUAAUGGACUACGACCGUGUAGGUCACAAUGAGGUCAUUGGCGUAUGUCGGGUGGGCAACGAAGCAGAGAGCCUUGGUCGUGACCAUUGGAAUGAGAUGCUGAUGUACCCUCGCAAGCCCAUCGCCCACUGGCACCCACUGGUUGAGUGGGUGGGACAGGGAACCUCGGCCGGCAGUCAGGGAGGAUCCUGCCACUCCCUUAAAACGCCGCCGUCACCCUGACUACAGCAGCA
Scleropages formosus (Asian bonytongue) is the source of this 1553-nucleotide messenger RNA. RefSeq names its product synaptotagmin IXb (gene syt9b). Gene Ontology annotation, biological process: calcium-ion regulated exocytosis. The transcript is spliced from 7 exons. The record is from RefSeq and is a predicted model, not a curated record. Gene Ontology annotation, cellular component: plasma membrane; exocytic vesicle; dense core granule. Gene Ontology annotation, molecular function: SNARE binding; calcium ion binding; phosphatidylserine binding. Lineage: Eukaryota; Metazoa; Chordata; Actinopteri; Osteoglossiformes; Osteoglossidae. Bases 1 to 1542 code for a protein of 513 amino acids.